Notolabrus celidotus (New Zealand spotty) is the source of this 9065-nucleotide messenger RNA. Its product is annotated as ankyrin-3-like. The record is from RefSeq and is a predicted model, not a curated record. Gene Ontology annotation, molecular function: protein binding. Gene Ontology annotation, biological process: regulation of cardiac muscle contraction; signal transduction; protein localization to T-tubule. NCBI's taxonomy places the organism in Eukaryota, Metazoa, Chordata, Actinopteri, Labriformes, Labridae. The transcript is spliced from 44 exons. Bases 487 to 6993 code for a protein of 2168 amino acids. Gene Ontology annotation, cellular component: T-tubule.
CCACCUCUGUGCUGGUGAUGCUCGUGUCUCCUUUCUCUUCCAUCCGGUUUGUCCUCACCUCUCCUGGACGCGCUCCUCCUCUCACACUGCCAGCGGAUGACACACGAGGAGGAGAAGGAGGAGGAAGAGGAGAUGAGGAGUAGCUGCUGUCUCUCCUCUUCUAUCUUUCCAUCACUUUAAGACAAAAAAAAGGAAAAAAAAAAGAGAGAGAAGAGAGGGAACUAACCCUGACCAGGGCAACAACCUAAAGAAAGGACACACAGGAUUAUACAAACGUCCAUAAAAGAAUAUUUACCCUACUCUUCUCCAUUCUCCUUUUCAAGGAGGGCAUUUUUCUUCCCUUUCCCCCCCUUUCCUUUUCUACCCCGAUUUUUUCCUCUGAGAUCCCGGUUUUGUCAAUUAGAGCCUCUGAACUUCUCUGGGAUUUCAGGUGAGGCACGCGUGUGUGGUGUGUGGUGCUUCUUUGAAUUUUUUCAACUACCUAUCAUGGCUCACGCGGCCUCCCAAUUGAAGAAGAAUCGGGGGGAAGUGGAUGUGAAUGCAUUAGAGGACGAGAAGGAGAAGCGGAGGAAGAGCAGGAGAGCAGCGUCCCGGGAACAAAAGAGAAAGUCUGACAGUAAUGCCAGUUACCUGCGAGCAGCCCGGGCGGGAAACCUCGAAAAGGUCCUCGACUACCUCAAGACUGGGGUUGACAUCAACAUCUGCAACCAGAAUGGUCUAAACGCUCUCCAUUUAGCCUCCAAAGAGGGGCAUGUAGAGGUUGUUGCCGAGCUACUAAAGCUCGAAGCCGCGGUGGAUGCAGCCACAAAGAAAGGAAACACUGCUCUGCACAUAGCCUCACUGGCUGGCCAAACGGAAGUCGUCAAAGAGCUGGUCAAUAAUGGAGCCAAUGUCAACGCACAAUCUCAGAAUGGCUUCACCCCUCUGUACAUGGCAGCCCAGGAGAACCACCUUGAGGUGGUACGGUUCCUUCUGGAGAACAGCGCCAGCCAGAGUAUGGCCACUGAGGAUGGCUUCACCCCUCUGGCAGUGGCGCUCCAGCAGGGCCAUGACCAGGUGGUCUCCUUGCUUUUGGAGAACGAUACAAAGGGCAAGGUACGAUUACCUGCCCUGCACAUCGCUGCCCGCAAGGACGACACCAAGGCCGCGGCCCUGCUACUACAGAAUGACCACAACGCUGACGUGGAGUCUAAGAGUGGUUUCACUCCGCUCCACAUUGCCGCUCAUUAUGGAAACAUAAAUGUGGCAACGCUACUGCUGAACAGAGGGGCUGCCGUUGACUUCAUGGCUCGGAAUGACAUCACACCUCUUCAUGUGGCGUCAAAACGGGGAAACAGCAACAUGGUCAAGUUGUUGCUGGACAGAGGGUCCAAAAUCGAUGCAAAGACCAAGGAUGGGCUGACGCCUCUUCACUGUGGCGCAAGGAGCGGGCAUGAGCAGGUGGUAGAAAUCCUACUCGACCGAGGAGCUCCUUUCCUGUCCAAGACCAAGAACGGUCUGUCUCCGCUCCACAUGGCAACUCAGGGGGACCACCUGAACUGCGUCCAGCUCCUGCUCCAGCACGACGUGCCGGUGGACGACGUCACUAACGACUACCUGACGGCGCUGCACGUUGCUGCUCACUGUGGUCACUAUAAGGUGGCAAAGCUCAUCGUGGACAAGAAGGCCAACCCCAAUGCCAAGGCUCUGAAUGGUUUCACUCCGCUUCACAUUGCCUGCAAGAAGAACAGAGUGAAAGUGAUGGAGCUGCUGCUUAAACAUGGAGCGUCUAUCCAGGCCGUCACUGAGUCUGGCCUAACGCCGAUCCAUGUGGCAGCCUUCAUGGGCCAUGAGAACAUUGUUCAUGCACUUAUGCACCACGGAGCAUCACCCAACACAACAAAUGUGCGAGGUGAGACAGCUCUACAUAUGGCAGCGAGGGCAGGCCAGGCAGACGUAGUCCGAUACCUGCUCAAGAACGGAGCCAAGGUGGAAACCAAGUCCAAGGAUGACCAGACAGCGUUGCACAUCUCCAGUCGGCUGGGCAAAGUCGACAUCGUACAACAGCUGCUGCAGUGCGGCGCCUCUGCCAACGCUGCCACCACCUCAGGCUACACCCCCCUACACCUGGCUUCCCGGGAAGGACACCAGGAUGUUGCUGCCAUGCUGCUGGAGAAUGGAGCGUCGCUCUCCUCCUCCACUAAGAAAGGGUUCAGCCCCCUGCAUGUGGCAGCAAAGUACGGCAAGAUGGAGGUGGCCAGUCUCCUCCUACAGAAAAGGGCUUCGCCUGAUGCUGCUGGAAAGAGCGGGCUAACUCCACUGCAUGUAGCCGCUCACUACGAUAAUCAGAGGGUGGCUCUGCUGCUGCUGGAUCAGGGAGCUUCCCCACAUGCUGCCGCCAAGAAUGGCUACACACCACUCCACAUUGCUGCCAAAAAGAACCAAAUGGACAUUGGGACCACACUGCUGGAGUACGGCGCCGACACCAACGCAGUGACGCGGCAAGGCAUCAGCCCCAUUCACCUGGCAGCACAGGAGGGCAGCGUGGACCUGGUGUCACUUCUGCUGACUAAGAACGCUAACGUCAACGUGUGCAAUAAGAGUGGACUUACACCACUCCACUUAGCAGCUCAGGAAGACAAGAUCAAUGUUGCAGAAGUCCUUCUCAACCAUGGAGCGGAUGUUAACCCACAAACAAAGAUUGGUUACACACCGCUGCAUGUGGCCUGUCACUAUGGCAACGCAAAGAUGGCAAACUUCCUGCUGCAGAACCACGCCAGAAUAAAUGGCAAAACCAAGAACGGCUACACUCCUCUCCACCAGGCAGCUCAGCAGGGCCACACCCACAUCAUCAACCUGCUGCUUCAGCACGGGGCCUCAGCCAACGAGCUCACUGUGAACGGGAACACUGCCCUGUCCAUCGCCUGCCGUCUCGGGUACAUCUCUGUGGUGGACACUCUGAGGCCGCUGACGGAUGAAAACCUGACCUCCAUGACUACAUCUGAGAAACACAAAAUCAACGUCCCAGAGACCAUGAACGAGUUCCUCGACAUGUCAGACGAUGAAGUCCUGGCCAAUGUGCCGGAAACUCUCAAUGAGGAGUCUUUUUCUGAUGGUGAUGAAGGUGAGGAUGCAAUGACUGGGGACACGGACAAAUACCUGCGGCCUCAGGACCUCAAAGAGCUGGGGGACGACUCUCUCCCUCAGGAGGGGUACAUGGGUUUCAGUAUAGGAGCCCGUUCAGCCAGCCCUAGAAUCAGCCUCCGCUCCUUCAGUUCGGAUAGGUCCAACACACUCAACCGGAGCUCCUACGCACGGGACAGCAUGAUGAUCGAGGAGAUUCUGGCCCCAACGAAGGACACACACCUGGCUGUGACCAGAGACUACAGCUCUGAGUGUAUGCGGCGCUACAGCUGGACUCCAGACACCAUGGACCACAGCCACAACACAGUGUCCAGCCCCAUCCACUCCGGGUUCCUGGUCAGCUUCAUGGUGGAUGCCCGUGGCGGUUCUAUGAGAGGCAGCCGUCACAAUGGCAUGCGCAUCAUCAUCCCUCCCAGGAAGUGCACGGCGCCCACACGCAUCACCUGUCGCCUGGCCAAGAGGCACAAGCUGGCCUACCCCCCACCUAUGGUGGAGGGAGAAGGGCUGGUGAGCCGGCUGGUCGAGGUGGGACCAGCUGGGGCCCAGUUCCUCGGGCCUGUGAUUGUGGAGAUCCCCCAUUUUGGUUCCAUGCGGGGGAAAGAGAGGGAACUGAUAGUGUUAAGAAGCGAGAAUGGGGACACGUGGAAGGAGCACCAGUCUGAUACCAGACCGGAAGACCUCACUGAUCUGCUCGCUGGAAUGGAUGAAGAGAUGGACAGUCCUGCCGAGCUAGAGAAGAAGCGUAUUUGCCGCAUCGUCACCAGAGACUUCCCUCAGUAUUUUGCUGUGGUGUCACGGAUAAAGCAGGAGUCAAACCACGUGGGGCCUGAUGGGGGCCUCCUGUCCAGCAGCACUGUGUCCAUGGUCCAGGCCUCGUUCCCUCAGGGGGCGCUCACCAAGAGGAUCCGUGUUGGUCUGCAGGCCCAGCCUGUGCCCGAUGACCUAGCGAGGUUGGUCCUUGGGAACAGAGCCACCUUCAGCCCUAUUGUCACUGUCGAGCCCAGGAGGCGGAAGUUUCACAAGCCGAUCACCAUGACGAUCCCUGUCCCACCAAGAUCAGCGGAGGGUCAUAGAGGAGAUUCUGCACCCUGCCUGCGUCUUCUCUGCAGCAUUACAGGAGGGACGUCCCCUGCCCAGUGGGAGGACAUCACAGGGACCACACCGCUGUCCUUUGUAACCGACUGCGUAUCCUUCACCACAAAUGUUUCGGCCAGGUUCUGGCUCGCAGACUGUCACCAGAUUCCUGAGACGGUGAGUUUAGCGUCUCAGUUAUACCGGGAGCUGAUCUGCGUACCAUAUCUGGCCAAGUUUGUGGUUUUCGCAAAGAUGAACGACCCCAUUGAGGCACGGCUGCGCUGCUUCUGCAUGACGGACGAUAAGGUGGACAAAACCCUCGAGCAGCAGGAGAACUUUGAGGAAGUGGCCCGCAGCAAAGACAUCGAGGUUUUGGAGGGCAAGCCUAUCCACGUGGACUGCUAUGGCAAUCUGUCUCCUCUCACCAAAAGUGGGCAGCAGUUGGUUUUUAACUUCUACUCCUUCAAGGAAAACAGACUUCCGUUCAACGUGAAGAUCAGAGAUAUGGGCCAGGAGCCAUGUGGCCGCCUCUCCUUCCUGAAAGAGCCAAAAUCCAGCAAAGGCCUUCCACAGACUGCCAUAUGCAAUUUGAAUAUCACACUGCCAACCCACAAGAAGGAUAUGGAGUCUGAUCCUGAUGAUGAGACUGAAAAGCCAGAACGACGUCAUACCUUUGCCUCCUUAGCUUUGCGUAAGCGCUACAGCUAUUUGACCGACCCUGCAGCGAGUCCCCAAAGCCCUUGUGAGCGGACAGAUCUGCGUAUGGCCAUCGUUGCAGAUCACCUGGGACUUAGUUGGACAGAGCUGGCUCGGGAGAUGAACUUCACAGUGGAUGAGAUCAACCACAUCAGAUUAGAGAACCCCAACUCUCUGACAGCACAGAGCUUCAUGCUGCUUAAGAAAUGGGUCGGACGGGAAGGGAAAAAUGCCACAACGGAUGCCUUAUCUGCAGUGCUGACCAAAGUCAAUCGGAUGGAUAUUGUGACUUUACUGGAGGGCCCAAUAUUUGACUAUGGUAACAUUUCAGGCACGAGAUGUUUUGCCGAUGAUAACGCUGUUUUCCGGGAUCAGGCUGAUGAUUAUCAGAGCAUUCUAGCGGAGCUGCAGUCCCCCGCCGCACUGCACUCCGACUCCCACUUCCUGGAACCCGAACUUCCAGUCACCCCCAACCCUUCCCUUGAUCCCCACCAACACCACCACCAUUACCCAGAACCAGAAACCCCAUUGCUGGCUGACUCCCAGCAGGCCCUACCUUGGAGCCCAGAGAUAGAGCCCGGUAGCCAAGAGCACGACAGUCCCCCUAGGAGCCCCCCCAGACCUUGUGAGCUCGCCUUGUCCGCCCCAGUAUUUGUACUCCCGGAUCCUGUUCCUUCUAAGGUCCCAAAGCCUCACAUCGCUCUGAACGACCAGCUGCUUCUGAGUGAGGAGGAGGACAGGUCCUAUCAAGAAAUGGAAAUGAGCCACAGGCCCAGGUCGCGCUCCUUCCCUGCAAUGUUUGACUCAGACAUCGACAUGGCUUUCUCUACAUCCUCCCCUUCACUCUCAUCAAUAUCAUCCAUGACUCCUUUAUCGCCUGACAGAGCCAGAGUGGGAAACAGAGGCGUGCAGAUGGGCACCCUGAAUGGGGUAGAGGAGGUUACAGAUUUGAAAGGAGGUGAAAAGAAAGUGAUAGAAGAAAUAGAGAAGGUUGCUGAGAUGGUUGCAGCAGAGCUAGCAGAGGGAAAGGACUUAGUGGAGAAGUGGGUGGAAAAAGACUUAAUUAAAGACGUGGACAGAAAGUGUGACAUAGUGAUAAAAGACAGGUCCAACAUGGAAGAGGACAUUUUAUUGGAGCAGAAGGAGGACUAUGCAGAGGAAGAGAAGGGUGUGGAAAUUGAGCUGCUAGAUGAGAAUAAAGGGGAGGUCUGUGAGGUAAUGGAGGUAAAAGAUUUGAAGAAUAUGUCAGAAGAACAGCCUACUCUGGGAGAAACUGGAUACAAAGUGGAAAAAGAUGAUGAUAUAGAAGCAGAGUCUUGUGAAAAGGGUGCUGAUGAAACACCUACAAUUCAAGUUACUGAUGGCUGCAAUGAGGAAAAGGUCUACCAGAGAGACAGGCUGGGGGAUGCAGAUAGAGAGCUGCCAUUUGAAGGUGAAAAAGGGUUGUGUGGCAGUGAAAGAGAGAUUCUUGAGACAUUAGAAGGGGACAAGGCAGAAGGGGACGAAGCCAUAGGUCUACUUUCCCCUCAGGGCUGGGUUGAGGCACUUGAAGAACGCCAACCCAGGGAUUCUGGAUCCAGUGUGGAGGAGGAAGAGGGGGAGGUAGAGAAAGAUGAAGAAAUCACAGAAGAGCCAUUAGGAUCUGUGUUGGAGGAGGUGAAGAAAGAAGAAGGCUCAGAGGAGGAGGAGGAGGAGGACGGAGAGAUGAUCAAGGCCAGUUUUCAGCAGACUCUUGAUCAGGUUGAACAGGCAGAAAAAGAAGUGUGUUCACUUUCAGGUUGGCACAGUGAUUCAUCUAGCGUCAAUGUGGAACCACCAACGCCAGGCCGCAGUGUCAGCUCAGACUUGCUCGACAGGCGGGAAAGCCAAGAGAACUCCAGCGACUCCAUCACCUCCUCGUCCCGGGGCGAAUCAGGGAGGUCUCGACACAACGGCGACAACUCAAAGCACUCACCUCAGGGCGGCUCAUCAGAAUCAUCAAGCGGCAAAAAGGAAGAAGGAGCCCUGCUGUCCGAGAUAAAAGUCCAGCAGGGUGAGGGGUCGAGGAAUAGCAGGCGAAGGGACGACAGAAGAUCAGGGGACAAAAAGCUCCACUCAUAGGGACGGUUGUGCUCCACCAGAUGUGCAGGAACCAGGCUGAAUGGUUCCUGGUUUGGAGUGUAUAGAGGGCUGAACAGUUCCAGAGUGAGGACUUCAGGCACAGUCCAGUCUGCAACCAUCUGCGUCAAACAAACAGUUUUCACAGGAGGAAUCGACCCCUCUGACUAAACGCAUGAGCAUGAAAAACUCACCCUCCUGUCAAUCAAAGGAGCAGGGGGAGGGUUCUCACUCUCUGACCGUAGUGGACCUGUGGACAAUGAUUCUGCUUCCUAUUUUGUGUGAAACAAUAUGUGCCAUCGGUCCACCGGUGUUGUAUGAGCUUUUUUUGAGGAGCAUCGUUUGCUGUGAGAACGAAAACAAAAAAGACUCCAUUACCGACAACCACACAGGUGCAACUGUGACCAAAGAUGGCACAAGAGCUCAAUCCACACGGAGGGUGGAAGGAAAGAAGUAGACACAAUAACACUAAACAUAACGGAACACUUCUGAUACAACUUCAACACUCGCCUUAUAGUUUUUUCUUGAACCCAUUGUUGUCAAGAUGUAAAUUGUUUUGGGAUUUUUUUCUUCCUUUUUAAAACUUAAACUAACACGAAAGCUUUUUUCUGUAUAUAAAAUACAAUGUGUAAAAAUUCUUUAAAAAGGGGAUAAGUUACUGGUUGAGAACGCACUGAGGAGAGUUACCUUUUCAAGUGCUUUUGAAAUUUAUUGAAGCGGUUCCACUUUUAAAGAUUUGAGUGUAACUUCACAGGUUCUUGUAUAAUUACUUAUUAGAGCAGGUAUAAUGUUUGUACAUGAAAAAAAACACUGGUUUGAUUUUAACAGAGAGAAAUUUCCAGAAAAUCAAAUUUCAGUAAUGGAUUUAAUCCUACAAAAAGCAGCCUUUCAGAGUUCUCAUAUUUUCAUGCAUGCUGUUCACUUUAUUUUAAGUACAAUUUUUACAAGUUUGCAAACACUGUAAUCAAACAACAAAUACAACCCUUUAUCUGUGUGCACAUAUAGCCCUAACAUUUGUCACCAAUUUUAUAUUUUGAGUUGAAAAGGGGUACCAUUAAAACAUUCAUCAUUGUUGGGGGUGAGGAUGAAAAAAAGUCCUAUAGCUUCUUGAGGGUGUGAUGUCUUGUCUGUCUAUGUGAAACCAGAGGGCAGCUUCUGCUACGAGAACGAUUUAAUCUGAAUGUAAAUGCUAGUAGGCUGGCUCGCUGUAAAAUUAUAACUGUAUUGUGCGUAUUGGCUAUAAGGUGUAGGAGUCUCUGUACACUGUUAGACUGUUUGUAAUCAUUUUAGCAGUGUGUCAAUUUGGUUUUCUAACGGCUGCUGUGAUAUUUAAGGAAAACUGGGGCAUUUCAUUUUGGAUUUUUUGGUGAACUAUUUCCUUAAUUUAAAAACCUACUCACAUUAAGGACACAUAAAGACAUUAUUUGAUUGUAGCUCUAAAUAGCAUAUUGUAUGACAAAAACACUGGAUGGUCAAAAACAAUUAUUUAAGCAUUAAAUAAAUUGUGUUUAACUCUGAAACUGUGUGAUCUUUUUAGGCUUGAGAGUCUGUAUAUGCAGUGUCGAAUAGAAUUGUUUUCACUAGCUCAUUGGCAACAUUUUUUUACUUUACAUUACAUUAGGGAUUCUCUUUGUGUUGAUUUUCAUUAGAUGCCCAUGUAGUUCAAGUGUGGUGUUCUACUGGUGCGAUGACUCAGUAUGCUGAUGUCUAUGCUGUGGACAUGACAACUAUGUUUUUUGUUUAUUUUGUUUAUUUUUUUGAGGGGAUUGGGGUGGGUUAAAAGAAGUCAGGUAGGGUGCUGUACCACAUCCCCUUAUACUACUAUGUCAAUCAGGGGGUAGAGGAUCCUUUGAUAUGGUUGAACUAUCAAUUUUGUUUGAUAUGUGUUUUCACCUGAGCAGAUUUUUUGAUGUACAAUUCUUACUAACAGAGUGAAGCCAUUGAAAUGUAACUAUUCUAGCACUUUGGUUAUUCAAGGUCUUUUAGAGGCUAUAGCAGCAAUGAUGCCACCACAAAUGUUUCAGACGUCUUUAAAAAAAUCAACCUAAAAAUAAAAAAAAAUAAAAAUGCAUUGA